AUGAUGGACAAUCAGGACCAGCUAAAUAGUGAGAAGGACACCUUGACAUUGGCACAAAUCACUUAUGCAAUAUCCUUUAUUCAAGUGGAGUCAGAUAAAGUCCAAGAUUUGGAGAAAUCAGAGUUGGACGGUCGGGCUCCCGAGGUGGUAGUUGGGGAGAAUUGGGGUUUGGUUGACAAGGGAAACCGGUCUGAGAAAGCAAGUCCUUUUGUGGCUCUUCCUACCGCUAUUCGAAACAUAACCGAUUACCCUAAUGAGCCAUCACAACUUCCGAAAACCUUCAAAGUGGUCACACGGAGUGUAGUAGAGCAUCUUGGUACUGGGAAAGAAACUAGCCUACGGUGGAGUUGGGAGAAAGUAAAAGAGAGAAAUAUUAUAGGGUCCUCUUCCACCCUCAUCAACGCUCACAUGCAGAUAAAACUAACUAAAUUUCACAUAAAAGAUAGUAGAAUGGAGCGCCAGAAGCAGAAUAUUGACGUGGAAUUGGAUACCACGUGGAAUGAAUCUGAAACCAAAGCAGGUGAAGGUGGUCGAAGUUACUGCGACAGUGCGACCGCGAAGCAUCCAAAUAAACAUUAA
This is a messenger RNA of Sphenostylis stenocarpa, 579 nucleotides long. NCBI's taxonomy places the organism in Eukaryota, Viridiplantae, Streptophyta, Magnoliopsida, Fabales, Fabaceae. The record is from the annotation of a GenBank genome assembly.